UGGAGCUCGGGGUGCCACGUUCAGUCGGCAGUGCCUCCCACUUCACGAGACUGGCAGUGCCUGGCAGUGCCUGGCAGCUGCGGUUACUCAGUGGGCAGAGCAGGCAGGAUGGGAGAGGGGAGGUGGUAGCGUUUCUAACUGCCCUCUGUGCUAGCCUCUGAGGUCAUAGAAGGGAAAUUGGCACUAACCCAGUCCAGGGAGCUGGGAUUCCAGAGAAGGCUGGGGGAAGUCCACAAGAGGGAGCAUUUCCCCAGGGGCCGUUGAAGAAAGCUCAGAAGAGGGAACAUUAGACACUGAAGAACUGAUAGAGUCCGCCAAGGAGUAAGAAGAGAACAGGCGUCCACACGGUGGGCAGCAGGGGUGCCAAGGGAAUGCGAUUUGGCAAAGCCAAGGGUGUUGGAGCAGGCAGAUGUAGCUAAGUGGAGGGUUUGUGUGUGGGCAGGGGAACGUCCAUUCUCGGUCUGAUGCCAUGUGAAAAGCUUCGGGCAGUGCUGGGCGGGUACAGGGAAGGCUCAGGGAUACUGGCUGUUACUAUCCGUAGUGUUAUUAGGACACGCGCUGUGUCACUCAAGCUCUUCUCCCCUCUCGUAGAGUCUUGCCUGGUUUCUCCCGUGAUUCACAGCAUGCUGGAUCUGGAACAAGAGAACAUGCCUGCGUCUCGGUGCUCACGCUUUCCAGAUCACCUGGUUGCCUCUCUGACCGCUCUGCAAAAGUCGCCACCAAGGCCAAUCCCUGGGAGACUGUCGCUGAAGCCUGACAGUCUCCGGACCCAGCUGGAGACAUCACUGAAGCGGCUGCAGUGCUCCAAGGUGGACCUCUUCUGCCUGCAUGCCCCUGACCACGACACCCCUGUGGAAGAGACGCUGCGUGCCUGCCACCAGCUGCACCAGGAGGGCAAGUUUGUGGAGCUUGGCCUCUCCAACUAUGCUGCCUGGGAGGUGGCCGAGAUCUGUACCCUCUGCAAGAGCAGCGGCUGGAUCCUGCCCACGGUGUACCAGACUACAAGAUGCCCCGCUGGGGGACCGGAAGGCCACAUGCAUGCUAAGAGGUUGGCUUCUCAGCGCCUCAGGGACCGGCGUGUGGAUACCUGCCCUGGAGUAACCUCCUGGCACUGACCGCUGUGCCACCCUCCCCACCUGCCCAGCUUCUGGAAGGAACACCACUUCAAGACCAUUGCCCUGAUGGAGAAGGCCGUGCACACUGCGGCAGCGCCCCCAGCUCCGGGUAACCCGCUGUCCCGGAUGGGUUUUUCCCCUUUUUUGUUUGGUGGGCUGAGGGGGACAACGGAAGGGAGAGGGCUACACAAUUAUUUGAUGGUUUCCGAGAUUAUUCCUUUUCUUCCGGUAUUUCUUCAUGCUAAUCCGGUUUCCUCAAUGCCACAUUACACGCUCUACUGGCCCUAGAAGCGUGAUUAUCCCAAUUUUACGUGUGGGGAAACAUUUCAGAGGCCGUUAAGGUCCCGCAGCUACAUGAGCACAGAUUGGACUCUGAAAUGGACACUUUUUAGCCAUUAGCGUUUGUUCUGUCCCAGGGGGCACACUCCACAGUGUCUGACUCUGUGCCUGGCAGGGUUCCCCUCUCUGCUGUCCCGUGUGUCCCUAACACCUUCCUCUGGCUCGAGCCAUGGCCUACUGAGGACUGCCCUUUCUUGAGCGGGUAAAUGCUAGGCCUGAAGUAAAUCCUUCACAAAAUUUUAAUUCCCACAGCCACCCUGCAUAGUAAAGGAAGUCUGAAGCUCGGGGAGGUCAAGUAACUAACCCAGGUUUACCCAGCUGCCGAGCAGCACAGGGGAGUGCCUCUGAACUCACGUCUGCCUGCAGAGGCAAGGCUUU
Molecule: messenger RNA, 1832 nt
Organism: Panthera uncia (snow leopard)
Lineage: Eukaryota; Metazoa; Chordata; Mammalia; Carnivora; Felidae
Product: aflatoxin B1 aldehyde reductase member 3-like
Exons: 4
Coding region: 465-1115 (216 amino acids)
Source: RefSeq, a predicted model, not a curated record